AUAAUCAAUAUUCAUGAGAAAACUAUGGUCUCCUCUUUGAUUUCAGUGGACGGAGGAUGGUCCAAAUGGACGAAUUUCGGAUUCUGUCGAGCACCUAAAUGUGGAAAAGGUUUCCAAUUCAGAUCAAGAAGCUGUGAUCAACCAAGACCUCAGCAUGGUGGUAUACCCUGUGAUGGAUCUGCCUUUGAAAGAAUUGAAUGUUUCAAUGAUCAAAGAUGUCCAAUAAAUGGUUCAUGGUGCGACUGGGGAGAGUGGACUACUUGUUCCGGUUCGUGUGAAGCAAACGAUUCAAUUCAAACUAAAGAAAGAAACUGUGUUUGUCCAAAACCGAAAUUCGGAGGGAAAGAUUGUGAAGGUAAGCUUAAUUAA
Molecule: messenger RNA, 369 nt
Organism: Lottia gigantea (owl limpet)
Lineage: Eukaryota; Metazoa; Mollusca; Gastropoda; Lottiidae
Exons: 2
Source: RefSeq, a predicted model, not a curated record